UUCUCGCUCUUCCAAGAUGGCGGAUGCGCAGACAAAAAGCACGGGACCCGGGGAGCAGAUCAGUUAUGUAAAUAAAUGUCUCGCGAUUAGACUAGAACAGGGUUUCUGCCAUAGAAUAAACGCGCACUGUUCUAUUUUACAAAUAUAAUGGCUGAGUGUUUCAAUAGCUGGAUCAAGGCCGAUGGAAGUACUGAUUUCCCGCCCGAAGCCAACCGCUAUCAUCUCUACAUCGGAUAUUCGUGUCCCUUCGCCGCUCGCCCUUUUACCGUGUGGAAAUUGAAGGGUCUAGAGACAGUAAUCUCCAUAAACUUCACAGAUCCCUUCAAACUACCCAACGAGACAUGGAAAUUUAGCCCUGAAAAGGAUAGCUGCACUGCAGACGAAGUAAACGGUUUCUCGGGGCUUAAAGAAGUCUACCUGAAAGCCGAUCCAAAUUUCAAGGGUAAAAUCUCUGUGCCCCUUCUCUGGGAUAAAAAGACCGGUACGGCUGUGAAUAACGAUUCGGUAGAAAUAAUGCGGAUGUUGAACUCAGAGUUUAAUGCGUUCUGUCCCACUAAAGAACAGAGAAGCAUUGACCUCCGCCCGUCUGACCUACAGGAUAAGAUGGAGGAUAUUAAUGCCUGGGUCGGAAAAAUCAAUUUUGGAGUGUAUGUUGCUGGCCUAGCACCAAAUCAGCAGAGAUAUGAUGAGAAAGUUGAGGAGCUAUUCCAGUAUCUUGACAAGGCUGAAGAUAUAUUGUCCAGACAACGGUACUUGUUGGGGGAUAAGAUGACAGAGACUGACAUUCGCCUCUUCACAACACUUGUCCGCUUUGAUGUUGUUUACCAUGGCCUUUUUAAGUGCAACAAGAAGAGAAUUGCUGACUGUCCCAGUCUCCAAGGGUUCCUGUGUGACAUCUACCAGACAGGAGGAAUAGCUGAUACAGUCAACAUGAAUCACAUCAAGAUUGGAUACUGGGGUGGUUUUGUGAAUCUUAACCCAAGCGGCAUCCUCCCCAUUGGUCCAAUAGUGGACUUCAAUGCCCCACAUGACCGGGACACCAAGGCAUACUAGAAAAUAACAUCUGUUUCACAGGAGAUUUUAUCUACAGCUGGUCGGUUGUCUUACCAUCUUUUAGUGUGGGAUGCAAUAACAUGUAAGGUCAGGGAAAUAGUUCGUAGUAGAUCGUUUUAGCUAGAUCAUUUAAAUGAAUUCUCAAAACAGACUUGACAUUUAUGAGUAAGUUAAUUGAAAAUCUACAAGGUGUUGAAUGAGUAUCUGAUUAUCUGAUUAGCUUUCGAAUUCUUUCAGGGCCGCUUAACGAACAUCUGAAAACUCUGACGAAAAACAUAUGAUGUCCUCAUGUAA
Molecule: messenger RNA, 1347 nt
Organism: Nematostella vectensis (starlet sea anemone)
Lineage: Eukaryota; Metazoa; Cnidaria; Anthozoa; Actiniaria; Edwardsiidae
Product: glutathionyl-hydroquinone reductase YqjG
Exons: 5
Coding region: 148-1053 (301 amino acids)
Cellular component (GO): cytoplasm
Molecular function (GO): glutathione transferase activity
Source: RefSeq, a predicted model, not a curated record